AUGCUCAAUUAUUACCAUUCUCAUCUACCUACGGUAAUUGGAACAUUAAUAAAGGAGAACAUACCCUGCUUCCAGGUUAUAUUUACAAAACGUCAACUUGCGUGGACGUCAGUCCUGCACGGAGCCAUGAACAGUAAAGACGUCAUCACAGAUUCAGAUAUCCUCGAUGGUCUAAGCAUAAAGUACCUCAAGUUCUUCGGCUUAUGGAGUGUCAUAAACCGAUACCGAAGCACGGGGAAGAGAAGCGGAAUAAUCAAAUUCAAAGUAUUUCUAACACUCCUUCUCUCAAUUCCUUAUAUUUUCUGCCAGUAUCUGAGUUAUUUCGUGAUUGAAGUCGACUUGCAGAAAGCUACGUUCUUGAAUUUGCAUUCCUUGCCUGCUCUGCAGAUAUGCUCUAAAGUUUUGGUGUUUUGGUUCCGGAUUGACAACGUUUGUAGGCUUUACAACUUGAUACGGAAGGAUUUUUUGACUUUGCCAGAGAAAAAACGCGAUGAAGCGAAGAACAUCUACAAGAAGAUCACAAGAACUUCUAAUAUGUUGUGUAAGGCUGCAUUUAUCGUUAAUUCCAGCAUCGUGGCUAUGUAUAUAAUUCAACCAGGGAUAUCUGUUGACUAUAUACUGUAUCAUACAGGCAACAUGGGCGCUGUAAAAGGAGGAAGGAUGAAGAUAAUGCACGGUUGGUAUCCAUUGCCCAUAGAUAAGUAUCCUUAUUACGAAGCCAUAUUCGUUUACGAAACGAUGCUUAUCAUAUGGGACGGUAUACUCCUGGCUGUGUACGAUAGUCUAUUUUAUCAACUCCUGAUGUGUCUUUACGCACAAUUUACAGUACUCGGACAUCACUUAGCAACCUUAAAAAUAGAAACUACUGAAGUUCACAAGAUUACAUUCUAUCACAGUCGUUCUCCUAUAUACAAGGAACUUUAUAAUAUUAUAAAAGAUCACAAGAAACUCUUAAGGUAA
Messenger RNA from Nezara viridula (southern green stink bug), 960 nucleotides. The record is from the annotation of a GenBank genome assembly. Lineage: Eukaryota; Metazoa; Arthropoda; Insecta; Hemiptera; Pentatomidae.